Conger conger (European conger) is the source of this 2147-nucleotide messenger RNA. It is a transcript of the gene ppa2, whose product is annotated as inorganic pyrophosphatase 2. Gene Ontology annotation, molecular function: inorganic diphosphate phosphatase activity; magnesium ion binding. The transcript is spliced from 12 exons. Gene Ontology annotation, biological process: phosphate-containing compound metabolic process. The coding region runs from base 41 to 1060 and encodes 339 amino acids. Gene Ontology annotation, cellular component: cytoplasm. NCBI's taxonomy places the organism in Eukaryota, Metazoa, Chordata, Actinopteri, Anguilliformes, Congridae. The record is from RefSeq and is a predicted model, not a curated record.
UGGAAAGGAAAUAGAUGGACGGGCACAGGAACUCACAAGCAUGCCUUUCUCUCUGAAUUUCUGUUUGAGGGUUUCCACGGUUUUUGUCGGCGCGCGGUGGACUAAGCGGUGUUUGUUUCUUGCGCGCAUAUCCCCAUAUUAUCAAAGAAAAAUGAUGCAUUACCAGACAGAAGAAAGAGGAAAACGGAAUACCACUGAUUACAGGAUUUAUUUUAAAUCAUCAGAUGGGAAAUGCAUCUCACCCUUCCAUGACAUUCCACUCUUUGCAGAAAGUGAACAGGAAAAUGAUGUGCCACUGAAGAAAGUUAGGAAGAAUGAAAAUGAGGUCCUGCUUAAUAUGGUGGUGGAGGUGCCUCGCUGGUCAAAUGCGAAAAUGGAGAUUGCAACUAAAGAACCUCUGAAUCCAAUCAAACAAGAUGUCAAGAAGGGCAAGCUGCGAUAUGUUGCGAAUGUGUUUCCCCAUAAAGGAUAUAUUUGGAACUAUGGGGCAUUUCCGCAGACGUGGGAGGACCCGAAACACACGGACAAAGACACGUGCUGUUGCGGAGACAACGACCCCAUUGACGUGUGCGACAUCGGAUCAAAGGUGUGUUCAGCGGGACAGGUAAUCCAGGUGAAGGUCCUUGGCAUCCUGGCCUUGAUUGACGAGGGAGAAACUGAUUGGAAGGUCAUCGCCAUCAAUGCUGAGGACCCGGAUGCACCAGCCUUAAACAGCAUUGAGGAUGUGCGAAAGAAGAGACCUGGCCAUUUGGAAGCUACAGUGGACUGGUUUAAAAAGUACAAGAUCCCAGACGGAAAGCCAGAAAACAAGUUUGCAUUCAACGGACAGUUCAAAGACAAGGAUUUUGCAUGGGAGGUCAUAAAGUCCACUCACCAACACUGGAGGGCGUUGGUGCUCAAACAGAAUAAUGGAGGAGAGAUAGACUGUAAAAACCUGUCCGUCUGUGAGAGCCCUUUCAAAUGCAGCGAGGAGGAGACCAGUGCUGUGGUGGAAUCGGCCCCUGUAUGUGGAAAAGCUGACUCGCUACCUGAUGACGUGGAUAAGUGGUUCUUCCUUUAAAAGUCAUCCCAGAACCUUUCCUGCCAAUGGUUUUCUAGAACCAAAGACUGCUACUUGGAAAAUCAAAUAAUGAAGCACUUGAAGAAAACAAUGAAGAGGCUUGAGUUGUAAAGUACAAUAUUUCCUCUAUGCCUUUUUAGUUACUUGGCUCAAAUGUACUUUUAACCUGUUUUAUUUGAAAUGCACUCUGAAGCUUUCAGCUGUUAAAACAAAAUCAGAGACUUUUUUCUUUUUUUAAAUAUCAACUUCUUUGCUCAGAUUCUGGAUUUAGUAGCUAGAUUUUGUAAAUCUGAAUUUAUCCUUUGUUAUGAAACUAAUUAUAAUAAGCAGUUCCAAGGGUAAUUCAACACUGAUCUGAAUAAUAGAGAAUUUCUGAAGUUUUCACAUCAAAUGACAACAGGAUGUAAGGACUAAUGUAUUGCUGAACUGCAUAAUUUAGUUAAUGUGCCAUGUGCCAAUAUAAUUUACACUUUUGCAGUACUCAAAAUCCUGGUCAAGAAUGUUAUUUCUGAAGAAUAAAACCUAAUUAAAAGCCUUUUUGUUUUGUAGCCAAAUGGUGUUUAUAAUUACAGUAUUUUUUAUUGUGAGCAUUACAUUGAUAAAUAAAUAAACUACUAUAAAAUGCACUUUUGAAAUUAUACUGGGAUGCAUAAAUUGAUGGUGCAUUAUUAUAUGUGCAAGAGUAAAAUAGUUUAAUGAAAUGUAUGAGCUAGCUGGAUGGAAAUAUAAAGCGUUUUGAUUGAAUAUGAUUAAGAUGUAAUAUAGCUAGAUGCUUAAUGGACUGAGUGGAAGGGUUUUUCAUUUUUCAUGUUUUCUUAUUGCUGCCUUAUUUCGUGUUGUGGGAUAUUCCUUUCAUCUCUGUUAGAACAUAGUACUCUUCCCUAAAGUGAUAUGUUUUGUAAGAUGUUUCUUCAGGUCAUUUACAUGGAUAUCGGGCAAUCCAACUUUAUUUUCAUAAUUUCUUACGGUGGCAAUGAUUACGAAAGGCAAUGGAAACCUAAGGACCAUUUUACCUUUUGUUUUUCUGUCUGCCCUUUAGCUAACCAUGUUAACACUGUUUGGAAUAAAAUAAAAGCAUUGACCUGCC